ACUCGGCUCGCAUGUUAGCGGCGGUUGCACCGGUGGUAUAAAACUGAAUGUUGGGAAGAAAUCGCGCUUAAUAUCACCUUGAUCUUGAAUCGGUAACGUUGUGUCCGGUUGCGGUGUGAGAGAGAGCAACCUCCUCCACCUCGGAGAAAUUGACCAGCCGCGGCGUGAAGAGACAGAUUAGUGUGUUUUUGCUGCUUCCGUGUGACAGACAGUACCGACGCCUGGUGGUGCCAGAGGCCAAAAGUGUGCGGGGGUGUCCGGAUUAGUUUCAAGUGUCUCUGCGCGAAAGCCCCGUGCAGUGUGGAACAAUAUUAUUAUUUAAUUCGUCCGGUGGAAAGUGAAGCCCAGUGAAAUUAUGAUAAGAAAACGACCGUCGCUGGUGGUGUGGCGGCUACUGCUGCCGUGCCUGGCGUUGUCCACCGGCAUGUCUCUGGCACAAACCAUGAAAGCGGAACAUAAAGAGGCAUCAGUCGAUUCGUCUGCAAUCUUGGAAAGCGUACUGUGCGUGGUCCGAUCGAACCCUAUGCAGUGCAUCAAGGAACAAGCCGGCCGCAUGCUGGACAACUGGGAGAACAUCCUCGAGGUGAAAAAGCACGAAAUGAUGGAGGAGGCCGACAAGGAGAACCAGAAACGAAGCGAACAGCGCGGAUUGAGCAACGACGACGAUAAACAACCUAAGCAGUCUCCAUCGAGUCUGAUGGUUCAGAUCGAGGAAGGGUUGGAAACAAUUUCGGAGUUCGUGUCGGACGGCGUGGACAGCUACGUCUCGACGGGCAAGACGAGCAAAUCCGCUGAGGAGGGCCAACCAAAGAAACACCUGCACCACAUCUUACACAAACUAGGUAACGCCGUAGGCAACGGUACCAACGAGGGUCUUGCACGACGCGAUUUGGAUGAUGAUGUGUCCGCAUUGGAGGAUGGUUUGGUGGAUUAUGGAUUUGGCGCCGGGCCCGAAAAAGCUAUCGGUAGAGGCAAGCAAGAGGGUGACCAGCAUGUAGUUUACGGUGGUGUUGAACACAGUAGCUCUGGAGGUGGGUUCGACUCAGAGGAGAAAGAAGACGAACAGGAAACAGGCCGGUUCGAUAGCGGAGAAGGAGGAUUCCGUCGAAAGCGCAAGGGUAAGAAGAAGAAGACCUACAUGAAGCUGUUCAUCCUGGGAGCCGCCCUCAAGGGCAAGAUCGAACUGCUGCUGAAGAUCCUGUCGUUCAAGCUGCAGCUCAAGUUCUUCGCCGUCGCCGUCAUCGGACUGCUGAUCAACAUCGCUCGCUUCUGGAUUGACCUGAAGCGGCAGCCGCAACCGCAAAAAGUAAUCUACUACGAGCACGCCCAGCAUCAGCACCACUACGACGAUCACGGCGAUGACUACGGAGGCUACUGGAAGCGUUCCCUCCACGGAGUGCACCACGAAGAGGAACCCGCUGGAUUCUUCGAUCGCAGUGACCGACUCGAUGAUGACCAGUACAGCAGAGGUUCCCAUCCCCAGCAGCAUCAGCAGCACUACGUCCCACAGCAGACGCCCAACAGCCCGAGCCACUACCCGUACGACCCGCACAGCAUGGCGUACCACCAGCAGCGGCCAUAUAACUAACCUAGAAAUAUCCUUGCCAGUCCUUGUUGAACACUUUUGUCGUUUUCUGAAUUCUGUUGCUCCUACCCAUCAUCUCAUCCCCUUUCGUCAUCAUCAUCAUUCAUCCCGUCUCAUCAUUGAUUUUGUACAAAUCGUGGCAGAGCCAUUCGUGCCCAAAGCUUUCCCAAACUAAUUAGCAGAACCACCAGCCAGUCCUCGGACCGUAGACCGUAGAACACAUAUGUUGUCAUUAGCUAUUAGUUGGUUGAAAUGUGCAUGCGCUCCAAAUGGCAAAGUAGUAGGAGAGUGUUGUUAAUUUGCUAGGUUUAAUAUUUAUUUAUUUAUUGUCUUGAAUUAUUUAUUUAUGCAAUUGCGCCGUAUUUUGCGAACAGUUGACUGGUUAGGAACAGGGUUGCGCCCCGGUACGCGUAACUGUCGUUGGACCCGUUCGAGCGAACAAAUUCUGCGAAAGUAUGAGCGAUGGAGAAGAUUUCUCACGUGGACAAUAAACUUGAUUCAAAAAUAACUAAA
Molecule: messenger RNA, 2098 nt
Organism: Aedes albopictus (Asian tiger mosquito)
Lineage: Eukaryota; Metazoa; Arthropoda; Insecta; Diptera; Culicidae
Exons: 6
Coding region: 356-1588 (410 amino acids)
Source: RefSeq, a predicted model, not a curated record